Messenger RNA from Scomber japonicus (chub mackerel), 7080 nucleotides. It is a transcript of the gene tbc1d4, whose product is annotated as TBC1 domain family, member 4. Lineage: Eukaryota; Metazoa; Chordata; Actinopteri; Scombriformes; Scombridae. The transcript has 24 exons. The coding region runs from base 1 to 3750 and encodes 1249 amino acids. The record is from RefSeq and is a predicted model, not a curated record.
AUGGAGUGUCAGUCCGAGAGAGAGAUCAGCCCUCCGAAGUCAGACAGGAGGUUCCCGCUGACUUACAUCGGUUGGUCCUCGCUGGACAGGAGGACCACGUUACCCAUGCUGCCGUGGCUCGUGGCUGAGAUCCGGAGGAGAAGCGAGAAGGGCGACUGUGGCCCCGCGGUGCAGCCCAGAGAAGUUCAGCUGGUCCUCAACGCCCCCUUCGUCCGAUGCGUCCCCUCCAACAGCAACAACUGCUCCGUCUUCAUAUUCGAGCACAAAGCGCAGCUCAUCUCUCGCUUCCUGCACAACAGCAAUGACCUCACCUAUUUUGCCUAUCUCCUGAAGGGGCAGCCGGACAACCCCGAGUCAGAGAUGUCCUGUCACGUCUUUAAGGCUAAUGACCCCAACCAGGUUCCUGAGGUGAUCAGCAGUAUUCGCCAAGUGUCCAAAUCCGCCCUAAAGGAAGACACCAAGCCUAAACAGGAAGCUGACGAGGCCUUCUACAACUCCCAGAAGUUUGAAGUGCUUUAUUGUGGCAAGGUGACUGUCGGGCAUAAAAAGGCUUCGUCCACCCUCAUUGAUGACUGUAUCGAUAAGUUUCGCCAGCAUGAGCUCGAGCGUAAGCGCCUGCGCCUGCUCAACGGCCAGCGGGGGUCCACGGAAAAUGCCUCUGUGGAGUUCAUCGUGGGAGGAGAUGGAGAUCCACUCUCCUCUGUUCUGAGUAAGAGUUUAGAAGACCCGGAAAGCCCUGGACUGGAGGACCUGAGCGGAGGUAAAGACCUGUCCAUCAGUGCCAGUCAGAGCAGCUUGAGAGGAGCAUUCCCAGAGUGCAUCCUGGAGGAUUCCGGAUUUGAGGAGCCGCAGGAGUUUCGUACCCGCUGCAGCAGCCUGGCGGGGAGUCUGCAGAGGAAGCCUGGGGAAGGUGUCAUAAUGGCUCCCACACGCCGCAGACACUCCAGCGCGCCAAACAACGUCCAGCCAUCUGAUACAGACAAGAACCGCACCAUGCUCUUCCAGGUUGGCCGUUUUGAAAUAAACCUCAUAAGCCCAGACAGUAAAACAGUGGUGCUGGAGAAGAACUUCAAAGAUAUCUCAUCUUGCUGUCAGGGUAUCAAGCAGACUGACCAUUUUGGAUUCAUCUGUCGGGACCCAUCAGAGUCUGGUUCCAAUCUGUAUGUGUGCUUCGUUUUCCAAUGUGCCAGUGAGUCUUUGGUGGAUGAGGUGAUGCUGACCCUGAAGCAGGCCUUCACUACAGCAGCAGCCUUACAAAGCAACAAGACCCCGAUCCAGCUAUGUGAAGCAUGCCCUAUGCAUGACCUACACAAGCUCUGUGAGCGCAUUGAAGGUCUCUAUCCACCCAGAGCAAAGCUAGCCAUCCAAAAAUAUCUCUCCCAGCUGACUGACAAUGAGCAGGCGGAGACUUUCGAGCGAGUUCAGAGAUUGAAACCAGCGUCAGACCAAGAAGAGAAUGAGCUGGUGCUUCUCCAUGUUAGACAGCUGUGUGAAAGCAAACAGAAGUCCCACCUCCACAUUGGAGAGGCUCCUCAGAAUGCAGCCACCAGCCCAGCAGCAACAGACGGUGCAGCCACCAGCAGUCGCUUCAAACUUGAUAUUCUCAAGAAUAAAGCACGCACCUCCCUCACCAGCUCUCUGGAGAAUAUCUUUGCAAGGGGGGCCAGCCGGAUGCGGGGCCGCUUAGGAAGCAUGGGAAGCAUGAGCAGUUUUGAAAGACAGGAUGAGGAAUCUCCCAAUCACUCCCCUCCAAAUUCCCCUCCUGCUUUUAGUGACGAUGACCCGGAAGCUGGCCCACAGUUCCGUCGGCGUGCUCACACCUUCAGCCAUCCACCUGUGAAGAAACGCAUCUCCUUCGAGGGUCAGCCUGCCAAACAGGCUCCUCUACGCAGACAACAGUCUGUUAACUCAGAACUGCUGGGGAGCAGUCCUGUGGCUGUCUCGAGAACGCGCAGUGUUUCGGAGAGCGAGUCCUCCUUCAGCCUCCCCUCCUCCUUCUCUGCCCAAAGUUUCCUGAAAACCUUUUACCAGGGCUCACUGGGUUCCCUGAGCUCCCUGGCAGACAGUGGGAGCCUCAAGAGCAAUGGGGAAGGCAGGAAAAGGACCCUGUCUACCUGCAGCAGUGACUCUGUGAGUGGAGGUCCACCCCCAACCCCACGCAGGGUCUCCUGGAGACAGAAGAUCUUCCUGAGGGUCGCUUCGCCCAUGAACAAGCCUUCUGCAUCCAUGCAGCACCCAGAGCACUCUGAUGCCCGGGAGCUGUUGCCUCUCUCUCCUCGUGCAAGUCUGGAUGCGUUGGGGCACCUGCUGCCCUCGACAGGUGACCACCUGUCUGGGGAGAGGCCCAAGAGGACGGCGACUGAGUACCGGGCACUAUGGAAAAAUGCCAUCCGUCAGCAGAUCCUCCUACUGCGCAUGGAAAAGGAGAACCAGAGGCUGGAGGAAGCGAGCCGGGAUGAGCUACACAUUCGCAAGAUGAAGCUGAACUACCAGGAAGUGGGCCAGUGCUCCAAAGAUACGCAGGCAUUGUGGGAGAGAAAACUGACAGCCCCAGGCAGAACGACAGUCCCACAAGACCAGGAGGAGAUGUACCGUGCACUCUGCCAAGGUGUUCCCAAAAGCAGGCGUGGGGAGGUCUGGUUGCUGCUUUCCCAUCAGCACCGGCUGUGUCACAGACUGCCCCCCCGUCAGCACGUCCCGGACACCCCCUACCAAGAUCUGCUGAAGCAACUCACCGCACAGCAGCAUGCUAUUCUGGUGGAUCUAGGCCGGACCUUCCCCACCCACCAGUACUUCUCAGCUCAGCUGGGCGCCGGGCAGCUUUCCCUCUACAACCUCCUGAAAGCCUACUCUCUGCUGGAUACAGAGGUCGGCUACUGCCAGGGUAUCAGCUUUGUGGCUGGUGUGCUGCUGCUCCACAUGAGCGAAGAUCAGGCCUUUGACAUGCUGAAGUUCUUCAUGUAUGACCUCGGCAUCAGACGCCAGUACAGACCAGACAUGGUUUCCCUGCAGGUUCAGAUGUACCAGCUCUCUAGGCUGUUACACGACUACCACCGAGAGUUGUACAAUCACUUCGAGGAACACGAGAUCUGCCCGAGCCUCUAUGCUGCACCGUGGUUCCUCACUCUCUUCGCCUCUCAGUUCCCCCUUGGCUUUGUGUCGCGUAUCUUUGACUUUAUAUUUGUCCAGGGGACUGAAGUAAUCUUCAAAGUGGCCCUCUGUCUGCUGAGCAGCCAUGAGGGAGAGAUAGUGGAGUGUGACACCUUUGAAAGCAUUGUGGACUAUCUUAAAACUACACUCCCAACCCUUAGUCAGACACAGAUGGAACAGACCAUUGCAAAGGUAAUGGAGAUGGACAUCUCCAAGCAGCUGCAUGCGUACGAGGUUGAGUACCAUGUCCUGCAGGAUGAGAUGUUAGAUGCUGGGCCUCUGCCUGAUGACUCUGACCGGCUGGAUAAACUAGAGAAGACAAAUGCACAGUUGAAGAAACAGAAUAUGGACCUGUUGGAAAAACUUCAGGCUGCACGGCAGAAGAUUCAGACGCUGGAGACAAGCGUGGAGAACUUCCUUUCUCGGGAGAGCAAAAUGAAGCACAUGAUUCGCUCUCUGGAGCAAGAGAGGGCAGCUUACCAGAAGACCAUUGAACGCAUGCGCUCGUGCCUUCCCCCUGACGCCCUGACAGAUGUGGAGAUGACCCAGAUCAAAACAGGACCCAACGGGAAAGCCAAAACUGCAGCCAAGAAGCCCUGAUGGCAACCAAAGGGGCUGGCUGCACUGGGCAGCCGCACAGGCAGAGACUGAAGUGAGCAAAUGCGGUCUGCCUUAGAGAGAGGCUGCUAUUGUUGUACUGCUGCACAAAAGUGGCAGGGUUUUGUAAAUGUGUGAUGUCUGGACGUGCAGACUGUAUGGGAAAUAUCUACGUGAUGUUUGUCAGCAGAUGAUGGAGUGGUGGGAGGAUGGUUUCAUUUAUAUUAGCACCAGACAUCAAAGCCACUGCUCUGUCUCAUCUGUUAUACUGCCAGUUUGAAGGUGAGAUCAAGAUGCACAACAUCCUUCCCUUUUCAGCUCUUUUGGUAAUCACAGGGGAAUUUUUAAAAGUGACACAUGUGAAAUGUGUCUGCCGCUUCAAAUCUUUUUGAGCACUGCCUUGAUGUAUUUACAACCUCCCUCAGUAGCACCACAUUAGCAGUGAACAGAAGAUGCCAGUUGGCAAACAAUCCUUUGGACCUCAGGGUCAACUUAUAGCCAUUACCAGUGUACCAAUUCUUGAGUUGAUACCUUUUUAUUGUUGAUGAACUGUGUCUGUGAUGGAAACUUGGCCUCAGGCUAAUCACAUCGCUUUGUAAUUUCCUUUUAAUUCACUUGAAGAUUUUGUGAAUGUAAUCUCCCUCCAAAGAUCAUUGUGAUAGCAUUGUUUGUCAGAACAGAGACGUCUGCCAUGUUAGACUUUAAAUUUCAGCAGACAUACAGUAUAGUGUCUUGCUGAACAUGUCUCAGUGCCGCACCACUGCCUUCAUGUGAAAGAUCUUUAGUGCUUGCACUCACUGCCGCUUUGAAGGAGGAAGUGUUUCUUCCAAAGCUCAGGCAGGAUGUGAGGUCGUCUGCCUUCUCGGUUUCCUGUGUGACUGACCGCGGUGUCGCCUCAUUUUAGCACCAUGAUACAAAGGCAGAGCUCAUGCUCCCCAAAAGAUGAAGAUGGAGCAGCAAUCUGAAUGUAUAUCACAUGCUUCUGUUUUUGUCAACCAAAUCUGUAAUGCUGAGGUUUGACAAAAAUAGAAUUCUUUCCUCCUCCUGUAGUUCCUUAAUGUGGGACUAUGAGCAGCUAGGGUUGUAUGGCUCCAGAUUUCAUGAUAACAUACACAUGACAUAUCUGCAGCUGCAUUGCUGUCAGUCAAUUUUUAUGUUUGCAGUGUUUCAGUCUGUGCAGACACAAGGAAAUACUGUAAGAACUUAAAAGACACUUCAGUUUCCUCUUUGAGUGGGGCUAAAUCUGUCUUGAUUUGUGGUAAUACACAUACAGUUUCAUUCAGAAAGUAUACCCUGUCAACCCUUUCAAUUUUUUUCUUUUAACAUUUUAUGUCUCAGUCUAAUGUUAAAAUCAUUUCAAUUACCCCCCUCCCCCCAUGUACAUUUAGUACCCCAUAAUGACAAAGUGAAAUUCUUUUUGCAAAUGUAUCAAAAAGGAAACUGUGAAAUAUGUCAUUGACAUAAGUAUACAGACCCUUUACUUAGUACUUAGUUGAAGUACCUUUGGCUACGGUUACAGCUUCAAGUCUUCUUUGGUAUGAUGCGACAAGCUUUGCACACAUGGAUUUGGAGAUUUUCUACUAUUCUCCUCUGCAGAUCCUCUCAAGCUGUGCCAUGUUGCAUGGGGACAGUCGAUGGCCAGCCGUUUUCAGAUCAGUUGCGUGAUGGUUUUUUCCUUCUGGAGGUUUCUCCCAUCUUCACACAGGAUCUCUGGGGCUUAGCCAGAGAGACCACUGAGUUCUUGGCCACCUCUCUUACCAAGGCUCUUAUUCUCCCCGUAUUGCUCAGCUUUAGGAAGUGUCCAGAUUGUUCCAAACUUCUUCCAUUUAAGAAUUAUGGAGACCACUGUGCUCUUGGGAACCUUCAAUGCAGCAGAACAUUUUUGUAGGCUUCCCAGGUUCUGUUUCGACACAAUCCUGUCUCUGAGCACUGCAGGGAGUUCAUUCAACCUCAUGGCUUGGUUUUUGCUCUGAUAUGCAUCGUCAGCUGUGAGACAUUAUAUGGACAGGUCUGUGCCUUUUUUAAAUCCGGUCCAAUCAUUUAAAUUUACCUCAGGUGGACAGUAAUCAAGGCGUAGAAAGGUGACCUGAGCUAAAUUUCAGUCAACAGAGAGAGAUAUUUCUUUUUUCCCCCUUUUAAUACAUUUGCAGAAAUUUCUAGAAUUCUGUAGCAUAGCUUCGUUGCUAUGAGGUACUGAGUGUAGAUUGAUGGGGGGUGGGGGUGGAUCUGAGGAUAGGGCUGUAACAUAACCAAAUGUGAAAAGUGGAGGGGUUGCAAUACUUUCUGAAUGCACUGUACGUUCACACACAAACACAAGCUGUACAGUGAACUGGAUGACUGUAUAGGCAGUCGGUUCAAAUGAGUUUAAAGAUGUCCCUGGUUCUCCUCUGUUUUGUUCAAAUCUCACCUCCAUGUCUGACUCACCAAUUCCAGUUCUGAUUGAAAGGAAAGCAAUUCUGGACUCUGCUUUCACAAAAGACCCUCAUAUUAGAACCAAGGUGAUAUCUGUCAUGAAUAAAGUACUUACAUACUGCGUAUAUCAGUCUUGCUGUCCUUGGUGAUAGGUUGUGUUGAUACAUUCAUUUCUGUUUCAGUGUAAAGUUUUUAUUAAACUAGUUCGAGCAGACAUAUCCUUUGUUGAACCAAGCAAGAUGUUUCUGUGUAUUUGCAUGUACCCAGUGCACUUGCCUACUUUUGCUAAGUUACAGCAGCUAAUUCACAUAAUGUUUGAUGAGUUGAUAAAUCCAGCCUGAUGUUUUUCAGGAUAAAAUCUUGAGGUAAUGGAGGUGACGUUGUAAAAGUUUGCACCACAGAGUCCUACAGAGCUUUCCUGCUUGUAUUUUGCUUGUAUUUUGCUUAUCUACAGUGUUUGCGCAUCAUAGAAAUUGACCAUUGAACCAAAGUUGGUUGUUUGUUUUUCAAAAAUGAAUGAAUGAAACAUGAAUGAAGAAUGUUCGACCUGAUAAUCUGUUUGUAACUACACCUCUGUUUGCACUAAGACGACAACUUGAAAGGAUACCAAAUAUUGGCUGUCAAAACACACACACACAAAAUAUCAUUCUCAUCUUAUUAAUUUGUGCCAAAUGUUUAAGAUGGCCUUUAUUCUCCAUUAAUCGGAGAUAGAAGAUCAUUUUGUCAAUAUCUUAUGUGAACCACAUCCUCAUUGUGAGCAGAGGGUGUUUAUUUUACAUCGGGUGCUGACUACUAAAUAAUUCUUGUAUCACUGUGUUUUAAGGAAAUACAUGUAAUAAACAGUUUUUUUCUGUCAACAUGAGGGCUACACAGAGCAAAGAAACUGUCACAGAUUCUUCAAUAAACCUCACCUUGCCUUGU